UGCGUGCCAGAAUUUGAGCGCGUGCGCGCGUGCGCGCGUGGCAUGUCCCGCCCUGCCAUCCGUAGCACACACACACACACACACACACACACACAGAGCUCAGCUUUUCCUUCGUGAUUUGUGUGUGUGUGAGUGCGAGCUCACAAUAUUCAUCUGCUGAGGGUACAGAGGGAGGGACGGACAGAAACCACGGCUGGCGACAGAAACCAAUCAGAGCGACACAUUAGCGAAGACAUCGAUCGGGAUUUAUUUAUCUGACGGAAACCGCCAUCAGUCUGUCAAACAAUAACCUUCAGAAAUCCCAGAGAAACAUUACGCGCCGACGACAUGGCUGAUUUUAGUAUUGAUCAGAACAACCUGCCUGGCGUUAAAGAGGUGUGCCGGGACUUUGCUGUGCUAGAAGACCACUGUCUGGCCCACAACCUUCAGGAACAGGAAAUCGAGAGCCACCUGGCAUCCAACGUCCACAAGAGCCGCCUGGUGCAGCAGGACCUGCAGGUGGCCAAGCGUCUGCAGGAGGAAGAGGACAAGCGGGCCAAAGCUGAGAACCAGAGACAACAUCGCCACUUGGAACGCAUCGACAAUGAAAUGGCUCAAGAGAUUCAAGAACAACUGGUCCGGCAGGCUGAACAACAGAGGCAGCAGGAGGAGAAAGAUGAGGCCAUCGCCCGGAAGCUGCAGGAGCGAGAGAUGAAAGAGGAGAGAAAACGGCAAAAGCAUAUGGAAGGAAACCACGAGGAGUACUAUGAUGAUAAAGCCCCCCGAUUUCCACCAGACCAACGAGAGCCAAAACCCCGUUCCGCUUCUCCAGGUUACAGAAAAGAGAAGAAUCAUGACUACAAUCGAAUUCUUUCCCCGUACAACUCUCCUGAGCCUGACAGAAAAAGAUAUCCCAAUAGCCGUAGUCGAUAUCCGGAACAUGAGCCCGUUGAGUUCGGCCGAUCUAGGCAUCCGGAGAGUCCAAGCAAGGGAAGGAUCCUCGAGUACCACUCACCUGAGCGACGACCGAAAGAGAGAAACAAACCCCUCGAUCUCGAUCACACAGAACCACGUAGAAUGAAGAAGCAAGAUCAAUGGGAUGACCUGGAGCCAAUGGUUCGCCGGAAGGAGAGGCCUCCAAGGGAUUUCUCUGCCGGCCGGGACAAGGAGAGGAUCAGGGAUCGAGAACGAGAAUGGGAUGGACUGAGAGCCAAGGAAAGGUCUAGAGAUCGCAACCAGACAAGAAGUCAAGAUCGACAUUUUAGCGGUGUUGACAGGGACAGGAACGUGGACCGAAACGGCCAUGGACAUGGUAGCAGAGACAGGCAAAGAGAACGAGGCAGAGAUGGGAACAGGGGGAGGCACAGAAGCAGGGAGCGAGAACUGGACGAUUACGGUCUCGCCCCAGCUAGAGGAUGCUCAGAAGAAAGCCUGGAGUGGGAGGAUCACAAGAACAGGCCGAGGCUCCCGUCAGGUCCUAAUGAGGUGUUUGAGGAGCCCGUUCUCAGAGGUCCCUCAAGCGAGGGUCGGUCCCCUGGUCAUUCUCCCAGAGAGAGAGGUCGGAAGCCGCGAGGAGAAUAUGGCAUGAAGGAGGCAACGCAUGGACUGGCCCACUUAGAUCUACAAGACCAGGAGCUCAUAGACUUGGAGGUGGCACGCAAGCUACAGGAAGAAGAAAUUAAGGCGAGUCAGUUGGACAGACGAGCCGCUCAAGUUGCACAAGAUGAGGAAUUAGCACGACGGCUAUUGGAGGAAGAGAAAAGGGAGUAUAAGAAAUCGAGAGAUAAGGAGAAACAAGUGAUGGAGAAACGACGGCCUGAGGUGGAAUAUAAGCAAGUGCAAGAAGAAGUAGUACGACCACGCACGCGAGAAGAGCCGCACAUCAGAGAGGACGAGUACCAGAGAGCACGCAACCACAAACCCACCAGGCCGCCGCCUCCUACACAGCACUACGAGAACAUAAACCCGAGCUACGUGUACGCAGACCCGUACUCCCCUCGCCCUCCAUCAAGACCAGAGGCGGCGUACAAAGGUGCCUACUACAGACAGUGACCAUAAGCCUCCGCUGCUGUCCAAUCAUGAGUCCGUUCGGCCCUUUAUUUUGCGAAUCAGUAGAGGAGAAGUGAUUCAGAAAUACUUGGAGGCUUUCGGCAGAAGCUACUGACACUUUAUUUUAUUUUUCCUUCUUCGGGUCAUCGCAUCAGAUGAGCCGAUGUCGUCUCUUCGUGUUGUGAAAGAGUCUUUUACCCUGGAGCUACGAACUACUGGGCGACAGGGACGGUUCCUGUUUGCUUCUCAUGUUCUUGUCUUAUUGCGGAUGACUGGACAGGAAGGGAUCUACUGCACAGCUCUCUCGAAUAUCCCUUUUCUCUUGGCGUCUAUAAUGAAGUUUCGUCUUGAUUCCAUGUUGAGUUCAGGAUACAGCGGUUUUCCACUUUUUCGUUGUUUUUAUUUAACGGAAAACGUGCUUGAAUUUAUAAACGGCACACUUUUGUGCUAUAUAUUUAUUGAUUUAUUUUGAGAAGAUAUAUUUUAUUUUAUAUUUUGAUUCGUGUUUUAAAUCGCUGAUUGCUUUACCCUUUCCCCCGAUCGAUCUGAAGAGACUGUUAGCAUAAACCAGGAGCGAUCCAAUUUCUGGAGAUGCAAAAUUCCACAUAUCUCAACGUCUUAAGAAGCAGGUAUCAGGGUGAGGUUGUCGGCGCUUCUUCAUUUUGCCUUCAUAUCAUUCAUGAGAGACUCUUUACUCACACUGCGGGCUCAUGUACAGCAAGGGUUCAAGACGCUCAGCCUUCGGGUGCCUUCGUUUUUGUGAUAUUUCCCUCUUCACCUGCAGUGUCGGUAGCGAUUCUCUCAUUUUCUUCGUAGGUGCUUCAGGACCUACUAAUAUGCUCCAGUGUUCAAGUGCAUGCUGGCUGAAUGUGAACUCUAUGGGGUCUAUAUGAAUCUUGUCCAAAAAAUGGCCACUAACAUCUCUUCUACUCAUUUUUUAUUUUUAUAUAUUUUUGUUUUAUUUAUAAUUAAAUAAAAAUCCAAAAUACUAGUUUUAAGGCAUGUAGUAGCAUUGCUGUUGGCACAGAUGUAAACGGUUUUCUCGCUUGCUGCAUCGUAUGCAAUUCAUGCUAAUAUAUAAGUGUUCGGAUUUGCAGUGCUUUGCAUUUGGUGGCAAACUUACUUUAAGCAGGGACAUAAAAACUGACCAGCAAAAAGAUCAAGGCAGCAAACAAGUGACUAUGGCGUUUAUCUGGCACUUUCUAUGAAUAGAGUACAAAACAGGGCCUGAAGCUCUGAGGAAAACAAGUUACAUGUGUGUUUCAGCAAAAGAUCAGUGAGUUGUUGUUUUUUUGUUUUUUUUACUUACAACUUUUAGAACUUGUCUAAAUCAAAAUUUAAAAACUAAUUUGUCCAAUUUUUAGCAAUUGUUUAUUUCUUACAGAGAGCAUAAAAUAAACUGAUUACAAAUUUUAAAUGUCUGAACUAAAAAUAUACAAAAAAUCAUUGGUUGGAUUUUGCUAAUUUGAGACCAAAUGCUUUUUUUUUUUGUGAAAUGAAUCAAAAAUAAGUGUGCAACCUUUAGAAAAGUGUUGUUUUGCUUUGCUUUUUUGUUUGCUUUCCGUUUUCCCACUGCAUUUCUUUGUUUUUUGCGUUUUAUUUUUUUUUUGCAUUGUUUUGAUUUUUGGUUGUGUUCUGAUUUCCCACUGCAUUUUGUUUGUUUAUUUAUUUUAUUUUUGCAUUGCUCUUUGUUUUUUGUUUUUUUCUGUUGCUUUGGUUUGUAUAGUUUUUUUGUUUGUUUGUUUGUUUUGUUUUUUGUUUUGUCUUGCAGUUUAUUAUUUGCGGUCGCCAUAAUUUUGGUCGUUUACAUUGUGUAAAUACAAUGUAAAAACAAUUUGUGUGGGUGUUUAUUUCAAGCAAACAGAAAAAAAUAAAAUAAAAUAAAAAAUAACAUUUUAAAAAGUAUAGAUGAACCAUGUUGCACAUUUUGCUUAAAUUAAUUUUAUAAUUCGGUUAGAGUUCACUAGUUGGGCACCAAAACCAAUUGUUUUUUUAGUAAUUAAAAUAGAUUUAACAGUAUUAUGAUGCUUUUGUGUGAUAUCAAAAUAAUUUGAUGUUUUUAAUGCUAGCUAUAAAAUCAUUUAUCUAGCUUGUAUAACAGUUUACUCCCAAGUACUCCUUUUUUUAUUUAUUGCUUGAGAAAAAACCAAUUUUGCACCCUUUUUAUGGAAAGUGCCAUAUGCUCAUCACUUUAUCAGGGCUUUUUUUUCUCUCUCUUACUGUUCAGUCAUGGCUUACAUUACAUAUUCCUGUCAAAAUGUGUUUUAAAGGGAUUACAUUCCGCUUGGCUUUUGGGAAUGGGAAUAUGAUUGUGCGGGCUACAUGUAGCAUCCUGUACAGAUACAACUAAAGACAGCAGCUACUUUUUGUAUCGCAUUAGUGCCUCUAUAAGACCAGUGUUCGACUAGUGCUGAACGCUCCCAUCUUUUGCUGUGGAGAAUGACAAUAUGCCAGUGUCGGUGCAUUCCAAUGAAAGGCAUGGCCUGAAAUGUGUCCAAUAAACAUGUAGGGAAAAUAUCUUCUGUUGCCAUGCUGCUAUGCUUAAAAGGUGAUUUAAGAACAUUUUCUUGUGGAAUUGUAUUACUGAAUCAGUUUUGAAUCACUUUACGUGUGUGUUUUAGUGAUGAAUGUGCAUAUAUAUCUCUCUCUCUUUCAGUGCUGUGUCAAUCUAGAGCAUAUCACGGUGCGCUGUAGUAUUUGAAAACAAUUGUACUCUACAAUUCUGAUACUAAUUGGCUGGAUGGGUUUUGUGCCAAAUGUCAUUCAACAUUCAGGGAUUUAAAAAAAGCAUUGCUAUAAAACUGUCAAUAUCUGAUGGUCUUGUGAUUUGAGGGACAAGCAACUGGUUUACAAAUGUUUUGCUUGAGGCUGUAAACAAACAAAUUGAAGUUUUAGCACCUGAUAUGCUGUUGUAAAUGUGUGUGUGUGACAGAGCGACAGAGACGUGAGCAUUUUUCACUCAACGUACGAAGAUGACGUCCAUGCCAGUUUGUUUUACAAUCAACUGCUGCUGGAAACGUUUUGUUACCGGCGAAAGUGUUUGUAUCUUGCACAUUCUCAUAGCUUCCACUGGCCAACUGUAAAUACCAAAUAAAUGACUUUUAAAGGGUAUGUUUGUGUCUGUCGAGUG
Onychostoma macrolepis is the source of this 5158-nucleotide messenger RNA. RefSeq names its product coiled-coil domain containing 50a (gene ccdc50a). The record is from RefSeq and is a predicted model, not a curated record. Gene Ontology annotation, cellular component: cytoplasm. Gene Ontology annotation, molecular function: ubiquitin protein ligase binding. The transcript has 12 exons. NCBI's taxonomy places the organism in Eukaryota, Metazoa, Chordata, Actinopteri, Cypriniformes, Cyprinidae. The coding region runs from base 328 to 2031 and encodes 567 amino acids.